This is a messenger RNA of Cajanus cajan (pigeon pea), 1732 nucleotides long. RefSeq names its product putative serine/threonine-protein kinase PBL3. Gene Ontology annotation, biological process: protein phosphorylation. Lineage: Eukaryota; Viridiplantae; Streptophyta; Magnoliopsida; Fabales; Fabaceae. Gene Ontology annotation, molecular function: protein kinase activity; ATP binding. The record is from RefSeq and is a predicted model, not a curated record.
AUCGAACAUAGCUUUGCUUAGGCGAAUCCAAAACGAAGUGAUUCUUUUCAUCUCUCUUCUGUUCCCCACCCCACAAUUUCUCUGCUCCUUCUUUCUUCCUCUUUCUUCACCCACCCAAUAACUUCAUUGGGAACUGAAACCAUCAAUCAAAACCCUCACUUUUUUUUUUCUUCUUCUUCUUCUCUUUCACUUGAAAAGUGUUGUGUUGGGUUGAGAAUUGUGGCAGGGCCUAAUGGGUAACUGCCUAGAUUCUUCUGCCAAAGUUGAUGCUGCUCAGAGCUCCAGAUCCACUUCUGGAAUCUCAAAAACUACUCCUUCCAGCUUAUCUAUUCCAUCAUCAUACAGUGAAAAAAGCAAUGCCUCAAGUCUUCCCACACCAAGGUCUGAGGGUGAAAUCUUGUCUUCUCCCAAUCUCAAGGCCUUCACAUUCAAUGAGCUGAAGAAUGCCACCAGAAAUUUUCGCCCUGAUAGUCUUCUUGGUGAGGGGGGAUUUGGAUAUGUCUACAAGGGAUGGAUUGAUGAACACACAUUCACAGCUUCAAAACCUGGAUCAGGAAUGGUUGUUGCUGUAAAGAGGCUUAAGCCUGAAGGUUUUCAAGGUCAUAAGGAGUGGUUGACUGAGGUUAACUACCUUGGACAACUGCACCAUCCUAAUCUGGUUAAAUUAAUUGGAUACUGCUUGGAGGGAGAGAACCGGCUUUUGGUCUACGAGUUUAUGCCCAAAGGAAGCUUAGAGAACCAUCUGUUUAGAAGAGGACCACAACCACUCUCUUGGCCAGUAAGGAUGAAAGUGGCCAUUGGUGCUGCCAGAGGACUCUCCUUUCUUCAUAAUGCCAAAUCACAAGUCAUAUACCGUGAUUUCAAAGCUUCUAACAUCCUACUAGAUGCUGAGUUUAAUGCUAAACUCUCGGACUUUGGUUUAGCUAAGGCGGGUCCUACUGGUGAUAGAACUCAUGUGUCUACUCAAGUCAUGGGAACUCAAGGAUAUGCAGCACCUGAAUAUGUAGCCACUGGUCGCUUGACAGCCAAGAGUGAUGUCUACAGCUUUGGAGUUGUGUUGCUUGAACUUUUAUCCGGAAGGCGUGCCGUUGAUAAAACAAUAGCCGGUAUGGAGCAGAAUCUGGUGGAUUGGGCAAAACCUUAUCUAAGCGAUAAACGAAGACUCUUCCGGAUCAUGGACUCCAAGUUGGAGGGCCAGUACCCUCAGAAGGGUGCCUUCAUGGCUGCCACACUUGCCCUACAAUGUCUCAACAGUGAGGCCAAGGCAAGGCCUCCAAUGACAGAGGUUUUAGCAACUCUGCAACAGAUAGAAGCCCCCAAAACUGCAGGCAGACACUCCCAUUCAGAACACCACAGGGUCCAAACUCCUGUGAGAAAGUCUCCGGCACGGCCUCGGUCACCGUUGAAUGUAACUCCUACUGCUUCCCCUCUGCCGGCUCACCGGCAAUCGCCCCGUGUCCACUGAGCUGUGAACAUACAACGUGUGUAUGUAAAUUCCUUAUUUUCAUCUGGUUGUGUUUUUGAUAGCAUGCGGUGAGGCGUGUGUACUUAGAUGCAAUUUUGGCAUGCUUUGUAGAAUAGUUAACACCAUUUAUCCAAAUGUUAUGCAAGUUAUUGCAGCAGUAUUCAUCAUGUGUUAUUUACUUUUGAUGGAAUGUCAUGUUGAUACUCACAGGUCACAACCAGACACAUUGCUUCCGUACUAAAUUUACCAACCGGUGGUUGAUUCGAU